Osmerus eperlanus (European smelt) is the source of this 1288-nucleotide messenger RNA. Its product is annotated as core histone macro-H2A.1. Gene Ontology annotation, cellular component: chromatin; nucleosome. The transcript is spliced from 7 exons. Bases 184 to 996 code for a protein of 270 amino acids. Lineage: Eukaryota; Metazoa; Chordata; Actinopteri; Osmeriformes; Osmeridae. Gene Ontology annotation, biological process: heterochromatin formation. The record is from RefSeq and is a predicted model, not a curated record. Gene Ontology annotation, molecular function: structural constituent of chromatin; DNA binding; protein heterodimerization activity.
UUUCAUGCUGUUUCAAUUCGUUCAUUUUCAGAAGUGCAACUGACCACAAUGAUAAAGCAGUGCUCACUAGGUUCAAUAAUAUUUGGUUCGCUGUGGAUUCUGGGAGUUGAGGACGUUGCCCAGGCUUGUUACCGGGGUUGAGAGAAGACAGUAGACAUAUUGCUGUUUUUUUUCUGUAACACCAUGUCCAGCCGAGGAGGCAAGAAGAAGACGACGAAGACGUCCCGCUCCACCAAGGCGGGGGUCAUCUUCCCGGUGGGGCGCAUGCUGCGCUACAUCAAGAGGGGGCUGCCCAAGUACCGGAUCGGGGUGGGGGCACCCGUGUACAUGGCUGCCGUCCUGGAGUACCUGACAGCUGAGAUCCUGGAGCUGGCGGGAAACGCAGCGCGAGACAACAAGAAGGGCCGGGUCACCCCACGCCACAUCCUGCUCGCCAUCGCUAACGACGAGGAACUGAACCAGCUGCUGAAGGGUGUGACCAUUGCGGCGGGGGGGGUCCUGCCCAACAUCCACCCCGAGCUGCUGGCUAAGAAACGGGGGUCAAAGGGCAAACUGGAGGUGGUCGUCGUGCCUCCCCCGGCCAAGAAACCCAAGACGUCCGGGAAGAAGGCGAUGGUGAAAAAGCUGAGUGGCAAGAAGGCUGCUGCCGCAAAGGCCAAGAAACAGGCCGUGGAGGUGAGCAAAGCUGCAUCGGCAGACAGCACCACGGACGGAACCCCUGCCGACAGCUUCACCGUGCUGUCCUCCAAGAGCCUCUUCCUGGGCCAGAAGCUCAACCUCAUCCACAGUGAGGUCAGUAACUUGGCUGGCUUUGACGUGGAGGGGGUCAUCAACCCCACCAAUGCUGACAUUGACCUUAAAGACGAUUUAGGACAAGCUCUGGAGAAGAAGGGAGGGAAGGAGUUUCUGGAUGCCGUCGAGGAGCUGAAAAAGAAGAACGGCCCCCUUGAGGUCGCUGGAGGUACUGCAGGCAGGCUGACUGUUCCCAGUUUGUGAUUUCAUUUAGGGCGCACUUGAUUUAACGUAACCAACACAAUGAACCAAUGAGAACAGUCUCAAGAGGGCAGGUGGGCAAAGGAAAUCAAAUACAUGUUCAAAUACCUUUCUGAAGUAUUUUCCGUAUGUAUUUCACCGGUGUCUAUGAGGAAACCUCACACCCUUUUGACACAGAAUGAAGCAUAGUUUAGUUUUACUGUUUGGAUCUUUACGUUGGUUCUUUAAACAUAUUACAACAUACCCUUGGAUUUUAACGAUCUUUCAGUGAUCGCACUUUGAUUCAAGCCCACCA